UCAAUAUCUUCUGGAAGAGUUUAUCUAACAUUUUGGCUAUAGAAAUCAACCAUGCAGCCUAUCACCAUCAAUUUCAAUCAAUAUUGUUCAAAUGACUCAGGAAUGAGGCAAAGCUCUAUGGGAUGGCAUGGCAGCCAUCUCUAUGGAGGAGUCAACCCCUCAGCUACUUCUUUCUCUAUGCCAAUGAGAUUGCUUGAAAUGCCACCGAUUGAAGCUUACUUAAGCUUCAUUAAUGGUUUGGAAUCGCCCAAUAAUAGAGCAAGUUUCGUGCCGGUUCUUGAUUCCUCCACCCCUCCAGCAGGAAUUCCAGCUAAAUGCCAGCUCAAGCCACUCAAUACUCUUUGUGAGUCUCUGAACAAUGAAGAUAUCCCAAAAUUUACUGCUCAUAGUACUGAAUGCAUUUCUGAAACUGGCAGCUCCAAAGGGCAAUCCAGUACGUUUGUCGAGAAAAAGGAAAAAUCUAAACCGACAAGUCAUCGGGAAGGACUUCUGACCAAUGAGACUCCUGACAUCUUAAAGAAAUAUAAAUAUGAAUUCAGUUAUGUAUCAAGCUGAGGUCCAAACAGGAAGAAGAGGAUAAUUCAUUGUGGAUAUGCAGGAUGCUCUAAAACCUUCAUUAAAGCUUGGAACUUCGUCGAUCAUGCUCGUAUGCACCUAGGAGAGAGGCCAUUUGCUUGCCAGCUAUGCCCUUCUAGGUUUACCCAGAAGGGUAAUCUGAAGAAGCAUAUGAAGAAGCAUUUACAAGCUGAGGAAGACGAGAGAGCUUCCAAAUAACCUU
Moneuplotes crassus is the source of this 778-nucleotide messenger RNA. NCBI's taxonomy places the organism in Eukaryota, Ciliophora, Spirotrichea, Euplotida, Euplotidae. The record is from the annotation of a GenBank genome assembly.